UCAUUUUGUCAUACGUCAAAUCCAAGUUCAUUGUUAUUGAUUAUUUAGAUGAACCGAAUACUGAUAUGAUUUACUACGAAUAAAUGUAAUAGUUAUCUGUUUUAUUCAGUAUCUAACAGUUCUUUGUAGACCUGAGAAACGUAAUAUAGAAUGGCAAACGACAGAGAAGUCUUACGAGAAAUCUGGGACGGAAAACUUCCAGUAUGCUUUCAGCUGGACCAAGAAGAGAUUAUGGAAAUUCAGCAACCAGAUCCCUUUUAUGUGAUGGUUCCUCGGCUUAGUUACUUUCCACUUGUAACGGAUAAGAUGAAGAGACAUUUUUUACGCUUUAUAUCUCAAGAAAACGCUGAUAAUGAAAUGUGGCUUGAUUAUAAUGGACAACCUUUAAAAUGGCACUACCCUAUUGGUUUUCUAUAUGAUCUCUAUUGUGGGAAUGAUCCACAAAUGCCUUGGAAUUUAACAGUACACUUUAGCAAAUUUCCUGAAAAUGUUUUACUUCACUGUCCCAACAAAGACAUAGUUGAAGCUCACUAUAUGUCAACUGUAAAAGAGGCAGAUGUUUUAAAGCAUCGGGGACAAGUUAUGUCUGCUAUGCAGAAAAAAGACCACAAUCAGUUAUGGUUGGGAUUACAAAACGACAAAUUUGAUCAAUUCUGGGCCAUUAACAGAAGGCUCAUGGAAUCUCACGGUGACAAUGAGGGAUUUAAACAUAUACCAAUGCGAAUUUACUCAGAAGAUGGAACAUGCAAUCAACGUCUAAUUAGUCCAAAGAAUAUUGAUGGAAGCAGGAAAAUAGUUCAACAACUUAUAUCUGAAUUGUAUCCUGAUAAACCUGAUGUUAAAUUAAGAACACAUGGUAUAAACAUUCCAAUUGACACACCACUCCAAUGGCUGUCUGAACAUAUGAGCUACCCUGACAACUUUCUGCAUGUGUGUCUAUGUUAAUAACAUAAAAAUGACUGUGAUUAUUUAAAAGUAAAUUAUAUAUUAUCAUCAUGUGCUAUAAAUUGUUUUCUUAUAUUAUUUGCAUUUUCAUUUCUUCCUAAACUGGCACAAGAUUAAUUUUUAAGAUAAUUUUUAACACAAGACAAAUUAUUUAAGAUCAAUACUGAUGCAUGGACCUUAGUAGCAAAAUAAAUUAUAACAAUACAACAUAAUGACAUAACAUGUAUUUAACCCAUAAAUUAAAUUAUAUUUACAAUAAAAUGUUGAUGAAUUAGAUUGAAAAGAAAAGAUGAAA
Molecule: messenger RNA, 1240 nt
Organism: Zerene cesonia (dogface butterfly)
Lineage: Eukaryota; Metazoa; Arthropoda; Insecta; Lepidoptera; Pieridae
Gene: Atg5
Product: autophagy protein 5
Exons: 5
Coding region: 151-945 (264 amino acids)
Biological process (GO): cellular response to nitrogen starvation; nucleophagy; C-terminal protein lipidation
Cellular component (GO): Atg12-Atg5-Atg16 complex; phagophore assembly site membrane; cytoplasm
Source: RefSeq, a predicted model, not a curated record